AUGAGUCCGCCCACUCUGGCAGCCUGGAAUGUUCGUUGCCUUUUAGACAAUCCGACGAACGACCGACCGGAACGGAGAACGGCUCUAGUGGCACGAGAACUGGCGCGCUACAAGUUGGACAUCGCCGCACCCAGAGAUACUCCAUUCUCCGAACAAGGCCAAAUGGAGGAGGUGGGUGCCGGUUACACCUUCUUCUGGAGUGGUCAUCUCAGGGCAGAGCAACGAGACUCGGGUGUCGCCUGCGCCAUCCGGAACGACAUCGUGGGAGCACUGCUCUGUUUGCCUCAGGACAUUAACGAUCGCCUGAUGAGCCUCCGCCUGCCUCUCCGGCGGGGGGGGGGGGAAAUUCACCACCAUCAUCAGAGCUUAAGUUCCGCCGUUGACCAGCCACGACGCCUCCGCCGCAGGAGACAAAUUCUACGAGGACCUGCACACCCUCUUGGCGACUGUGUCGAAGGUGGACAAGUUGAUUGUCCUUGGGAACUUCAGCGCCCGCGUCGGCACAGAACGUGCUGCCUGGAGAGGCACCUGGAGAACACCUUCUUCUGUCUGCCGUAGCGAGAGAAGGCCACCUGGAGGCAUCCUCGGUCGCGUCAGUGGCACCCGCUGUACUAUGUCCUCGUUCGGAGGCGAGAUCAGCGGGACGUGCUGGGGACAAAGGCGAUCGCGGGCGCUGACGGGUGGACCGACCAUUGCCUCGUCAUCUCGAAGAUGUGUAUUCGCCUACAGCCUCGCAGGAGACCACAAGUUAAGCGACCCCCAGGUAAGCUGAAUAUUGCCUUGUUGUCUUUGCCCGCUAACUAUCUUCAUUUAGGCAAUGAGUUAGCUCAACGGCUAGACAACCUUCCAAUCGCUGCCGACGCCGACGCCGCCGCUGCCGAGAACGCUUCCAUGGCGAACCGCUGGAGUCCACUGCGAGACACGGUCCAGUCAACGGCGCUAGCCGUCCUCGGUCGCGCAUGGCGCCAACAUCAGGACUGGUUCGACGACAACGACGCCGCCAUCAGCAAUCUGCUCGUCGAGAAGAACUGCCUACAAAAAGCCUACGUACACCACUCCACCGACGACAACAGAGCUGCUUUCUACCGCAGUCGCCACCAUCUUCAGCUAAGGCUGCGCCGACACGUCAAGCGUCGUGGAUAG
Molecule: messenger RNA, 1143 nt
Organism: Spirometra erinaceieuropaei
Lineage: Eukaryota; Metazoa; Platyhelminthes; Cestoda; Diphyllobothriidea; Diphyllobothriidae
Source: the annotation of a GenBank genome assembly